CUCUCUGUCUAUCUCUAUGAUGUGUCUCUUGUUUUUCUCUCUAGAUGGUCCCCCACACAAAGCCCAUAGCUCGCUUCCUCUCUCCAGAGUCCAGAGAGAACAAGGAGAGAGAGGGAGAAAGAGAUCCUAGAGAUAGAAAGGAGAGAGCUUGGGAGCAGUGUCUAGGCUGUAGGUGAUGGUGUUCAGUGAAUAGUUUGUGUGGAUAGCGCCGCACCACCGAAAGCGACUAGUCUGCGCUGCUGAUUCUUCUUCGAAGCCCCCUAAGCAACCCAUAUAACUCUCAUAAAGAGAAAGCAAAAGGCUGCUGCUUAAUCAUCACUGAUAAAGAGAAGCAUAGCGAGAGAGAGAGAGGGGUCGGGUGCGAGGCUGGACUGGAGAAGAGAGGAGAAGAGAGGAGGAGAGGAAUGGAAGGGUGGAGGUGAAGGAAAGGUGGGAUCUUGUUGGUUGGUGUUGUGGGAUUUGGAGGAGAGAUGAAGUAUAUGAAGUUGGGAUCAAAGCCUGAUGCUUUCCAGUCGGAUGGGAGUGGCGUCAGGUAUGUAGUGUCUGAAUUGGCUACUGAUAUAGCUGUCAUCGUUGGAGAAGUGAAGUUUUACCUACAUAAGUUUCCUCUUCUAUCGAAGAGUAACCGACUGCAGAGGUUGGUGCUCAAAGCCAAUGAGGAUAGCACUGAUGAAAUCUACAUGCUUGAUUUUCCUGGUGGACCCAAAACGUUCGAGACUUGUGCGAAAUUCUGCUAUGGCAUGACUGUCACACUCAAUGCCUACAAUGUUGUUGCUGUAAGGUGUGCGGCAGAGUAUUUAGAGAUGACCGAGGGUGUUGAGAAAGGCAACUUAAUUUUCAAAAUCGAAGUAUUUCUGAACUCCAGCCUGCUCCGUAGCUGGAAAGAUUCUAUCAUUGCUUUACAAACUACAAAGUAUUUGUUACCAUGGUCUGAGGAACUGAAAGUGGUUGGUAGAUGCAUAGAUUCCAUAGCUUCCAAGACAUCUGUUGAUCCUUCUUAUGUUAACUGGUCAUAUUCCUACAACAAGAGAUCGGGAGCUUCAAAUCAAAUUGUCGAACAUCAUCAGAAGAAAAUGAAUGUUGUUCCCAAGGACUGGUGGGUUGAAGACAUAUGCGAACUCGAUAUCGCUCUUUACAAGCGAGUGAUGAUUGCAAUCAAAUCCAAAGGGAGAAUGUCUUCUGAUGUUAUAGGGGAAGCUCUCAAGGCUUACGCCUUUAGAUGGUUGCCUGAUUCUUUUGAUUCCCUUGUUUCUGAUGACUAUGCAAUAAAGUAUAAGUGUCUAGUGGAAACCAUCAUCUGGUUAUUACCUGCUGAUAAGAGUUCAGGUUGUUCAUGUAGUUUUUUACUAAAAUUGCUCAAAGUCGUUAUCUUGGUCGGAGCAGGGGAUUUGCUAAAAGAGGAACUGAUGAACAGGAUAAGCUUGCAAUUGCAUAAAGCAUCUGUUAAGGAUCUGUUUAUUCCUGCAAACUCUUCUGAAGAGACGGUUUAUGACAUAAAUCUGGUGAAAAGUCUUGUGAGAAGGUAUAUGAUGUUAGAGGGGAGCAAUGUCGACUCCAGUUACUUUGAAAACAGUGAAAACAAGGGCGAUGAGUUGAGAUUAGGGAAUGCAUCAUUGUUGACCGUAGGUAAACUAGUUGAUGGUUAUCUUGCUGAAGUAGCCAGUGAUCCCAACCUUUCUUUGUCGAGCUUCAUCGAACUCUCUGCUUCCAUUCCUGACAUGGCGCGGCCAGUGAAUGAUGGCUUAUACACUGCCAUUGACAUUUACCUGAAGGAGCAUCCAAAUUUGGCUAAAGCCGAGAAGAAGAUGCUUUGUAGUCUAUUGGAUGUAAAGAAGCUCUCGACAGAUGCUUGUGUACAUGCAGCUCAAAAUGAGAGGCUUCCCCUCCGUGUUGUUGUUCAAGUACUCUUCUUCGAGCAAGUGAGAGCAGCAGCUGUGGGACUGACAUCUGAAGCAAAUGGCACCACAAACGGAAGCACAAGAUCGACCGCAAACAUUGAAGCAGAUUGGGCCAUACCAAUAACCGACGAUUGCAAUUCCCUCAAGAAACAACUAAGGACUGUUAAGAUCGAAGAAGAGUGUCGAGCCAACGAAGAGAAGAAGAAGAAUGCGAAGAACACUAAGAACAAAAGUGGUGGACUUUUGUUGCCUUCCCGAUCGAGGAGGAUCUUCGACAAGCUGUGGGCAUCCAGUAAAGGUCACUCCGAGAUCAACCGGAGCUCGGAGACAUCGGGAAGUUCUCAGAGCCCCCCAACCACAGUGAAUCCAGGGGAAGCAAAGUCAUCAGGCUCUUCAUCAAGACACAGAAGGCAUUCCAUUUCUUGAAAGGAAAAUUUUGGAAUGUAUUUGCUUUCUUUCCUAACUUGUAUAUGGAAAAAAAAGCAGUUGGUUUUUAGGUA
Messenger RNA from Dioscorea cayenensis subsp. rotundata (Guinea yam), 2398 nucleotides. Its product is annotated as BTB/POZ domain-containing protein NPY1. NCBI's taxonomy places the organism in Eukaryota, Viridiplantae, Streptophyta, Magnoliopsida, Dioscoreales, Dioscoreaceae. The record is from RefSeq and is a predicted model, not a curated record. The transcript has 4 exons. The coding region runs from base 471 to 2324 and encodes 617 amino acids. Gene Ontology annotation, molecular function: protein binding.